UGCAUACUAACACAUAAUUUGUCCUCAUUUACAGUACCAUUCCGUAGAUAAAUAUGUAGCGCCUCGCAACUGGCACAAGAAUCCACUUCUUUCCCUCGCAACUUACGUACAACACAUUCGUGUCAACCUGCAUGUAAUUUUCUUGAAUAGUAUAAAUAACCUCGUUUCCUCACUUUCAAUUCACAUCGAUCACCACCAACUUAAAACAGUUUCAAACACUUAUAUCCAGCCAUGUCGAUCAAGAAUUUCGUGUUCUUGCUGAUACUGCUCUUCCUUUCUCAUUCCUCUCUCGGUUAUGAACGCAGAUAUGGAGAUUUUACAGAGAGGGGGCCCGGAGAAGAUCCGAAGUCACCGUGGAAGGAGAUUCAGCGCUGCCAGAAAAGCUGCGAAAGAGAAGAAACCGACCGGAGAGGUCUGCAGAUAUGCCGGCAACGCUGCGAAGAGGAAGCGGUCAAACGGAGGAGUGAGGAGCAAGAACAAGGCCAAGAAAAACAGGCGCGAGAGAAGCUAGAAAAAGAGAAGAGAGAUGAUCCUCGCCGUCAAUAUGAGCGGUGCCGUCAACUUUGCGAUCAGAAACAAGAACAAAGACAGAAACAGCAAUGUCAGAGUAGCUGUGAGAGGAAAUAUAAAGAACAGAAGGAAGAAUGGGAAAGAGAACAUGGAAGAAGAGGAAAUUCAGAAACUGAGACGAAAACCAGAGAGAUUGAGAGACAACAGAGGGAUAAUCCAUAUUACUUCCAUUCACAGAGACUACAGUCUCGGUUCAGAACUGAAGAAGGUCAUAUUAGGGUUCUUGAACAGUUCACUAAAAGCUCUGAACUUCUUCGUGGGAUCGAAAAUUAUCGUCUCUCGUUAAUGGAAGCUAGCCCUAAUACUUUUGUUGUUCCACACCAUUGUGAUGCAGAAUCUCUUGUUGUUGUCUUAAAUGGUAAAGGGACUAUUAGCUAUGUGUUGAGAGACAAGAGAGAAACCUACAACUUGGAGACAGGGGACGUUGUCAAGAUUCCUGCAGGAGCCACUGUGUACAUGAUUAACCAUGACAAUAAUGAAAAACUUAGCCUGGCUAAGCUUUUUGUGCCUGUCAAUGUUCCUGGAAGAUUCAUGGAAUACUUUGCUGCAGGAGGUGAAAAUCCUGAGUCAUUUUAUACAGUCUUCAGCAAUGAUGUUCUUGAGGCAGCUCUUGAUACUCCAAGAGAUGAGCUAAACAAGCUGUUCGGACAGCAAACACAAGGUGUGAUCCUAAAAGCUUCUCAAAAGCAGCUUAAAGCCUUAACAGGCCGCGUUUCAUCAUCAUCAUCAUCACGGCAGAAAAGCCAAGGUCCGUUUAAUCUUCUCAAUCAACGGCCAUUAUACUCCAAUAGAUAUGGAAACUUAAUGGAAGCUUCACCAAAUGAUUACAAGCAGCUUCAGGACAUUGAUGUCUCUGUCUCAUUUGCUGAAAUCAACAAAGGAUCGUUAAUGGUACCGCACUACAAUUCGAGGGCGACGAUGAUUGUUUUAGUAGUUGAAGGCAGUGGACGCAUGGAAAUGGCUUGUCCACAUCUAGCAAGCCAAAGGCAGGAACAAGAACAAGAACAAGACAGAACUACUGCUAGAAAACAAUAUCAGAAGAUCAGCUCCGAUUUAUCGACCGGAGACGUGUUUAUAGUACCGGCAGGUCAUCCUAUAGCAAUUCUGGCUUCGCAAAAUGAGAAUCUGCAAACACUGGCAUUCGGAAUCAAUGCCUGGAGCAACGAGAGAAAUUUCCUUGCUGGACAAAAAGAUAAUAUUAUGAAGCAGAUUGAGAGAGAGGCGAACGAGCUGUCGUUUAAUGCGCCGGCCGAACUGAUAGAGAAGAUAUUCAGGAACCAGAAGGAAUCACAUUUUGUUCCUCAACAGAGUCAGAGGCAACAGAGAGGAGAGGAGAGGACUUUUCCAUCAAUUUUGGAGUUUGAUGGUUUCUUUUAGGGAAAGAUGAGGUUAUGUGUUAUGUGUGUAAAAUAUAGGGACUUUGCUGUGUUGAAAUUAUGUAAAUUAUCUAUGGAGUGGAUGAGUAAUGUGUAUAUUUUGUAGCUGUGGAAAUUAAGAAGAUUAAUUUUCACACUUAAUAAUAAAUAAGAGAUGUUUCUGCUCCAAUCUU
Messenger RNA from Mercurialis annua (annual mercury), 2119 nucleotides. Its product is annotated as vicilin Jug r 2.0101. The coding region runs from base 232 to 1947 and encodes 571 amino acids. The transcript is spliced from 5 exons. NCBI's taxonomy places the organism in Eukaryota, Viridiplantae, Streptophyta, Magnoliopsida, Malpighiales, Euphorbiaceae. The record is from RefSeq and is a predicted model, not a curated record.